CUUUUUCCGGUCCGCCGGAUUAUGAAUGACGGCUGGCCUUGCUGUUUCUCACGCACGCUGUCUGUCGUUUGUCAGGCGUCCUUUGUGGUAGCGAGUGGUCCGCUGGCGAAGACUCCAGAAGCGGCCUGGAAUCCCGGCUCGGGCGGGGCGGGAAGGCGCAGGCGGCCCGCCUUGCCGAUACUUUCACGCACCCUCCCUGCCUGGCCGCGCCUCUGCGACCAGGUAACCCAAUGAAAGAAGAAAAUGAAAGGCAUUAAGAAAAGUCUUACAGAAGAAUAUCUAUACCUGGACUUUUCUCACCAAGUAGAAGGAUGCAUUUUUCCACUUCAUACAUCUGUAACUUUAUUUUUAUUAUCAUACUGCAACUGUAAAAUCUUUAAAGUUUGCUUAGUUCUCACCAGAGAAAGUACAGAUGUCUCGCUAUUUAAUAUGCUGUCACAAGAUGUUAAAAUACAGAUUAUUUCAAGGCAAGAACUCCCACCGAUAGUCCAGAAUUGCUGUUUACCUGCAGUUGUGGAAACACCAGACAACUUCUGUAGAGCGGGACUUGCUGUUGUACUGAGACACAUAAUACAGAAGUCAUAUGAAGCAGACCCCUCAAAGAAGGAAAUUUUGGAACUUCUGGGUUUUAAAAAGACUUGCUUGAAAGCCUGUGCUGAAGUUAGUCAGUGGACCAGGCUAUGUGAACUCACCAUCCCUUUAGCUAUUGAGAAAUUUCUCAAAGAAUCUUCUGACCAGUGCCCACCUAUCCCUGCAGAAAUACUACAGCUAGAGAAAAAGCUUAGCGAGCCUGUUAGAGUGCAUAACGAUGACAAACUCCGUCGGCAGAAGCUGAAGCAACAGAAGGCUGCCAGAGUGGGGCCUUCCCUUGCUAAGGAAAAAAUAAAGAGCAAGGUCCAUGGACAGGAAAUAUCUGAAGAGUUGGACUCUUCAUCCAGGAGCCUAGAACUGAAAGUGGCAUUCGCAAAGCUCACAGUACAAGAAGAACCAGCUACCACCAACAGAGAACCUUCUCACAUCAGAAAAGCAAAGGCCUCUGACCUUCCGCCUCUGGAGCAUGUGUUUGCAGAAGGCCUGUAUUUCACUUUGACAGAUAUUGUGCUCUUGCCCUGUAUACAUCAUUUUUUGCUAAUUAUCUGCAAGAAACUCUCUGAAAAGCUGGUAGAAUUUCCACUGCUAGCUGCUUGGUACCAGAGGAUUCAGGAAGUGCCAAGAGUAAAAACAGCAGCUUCUCAGUGUGGGAUCCACUUUUUCCACUUACCAGAGUUGCUGACCACCUCAAAUGAACUGCAUCCAAAUUUAAAUGAGGCCACAGGUGUAGAGGAACAAAAUGAACCUUCAUUUAUAGGAGGACCGAGACCCACUAUGACCAAGUUAAUGGAAAAAGGCAUUGAAGUGGUAUUUUCUCCUCAUCCUUCCCCUACUUGGACCCUUGAUUGGAACAGUCUUCCUGCAGCAGUGAGCCCAAAGGAAGGCAAAAUGUCCAGUGAUCGAGCCUUGAGGAAGCAGCAGCAGUUAAACAACCUUGUGUAUAUGGUGACAAAUCAGGCCAAACCUGGUGACAGAAUUGUGGAUUUCUGCAGCGGAGGGGGUCAUGUUGGAAUUGUGCUUGCUCAUAUGCUGCCAUUAUGCCAGGUUACAUUAAUAGAAAACAAGGAAUUAUCAUUAAUUCGUGCUAAGAAGAGAAGUGAUGAGCUAGGCCUAAGCAACAUUUGGUUUAUUCAAGCAAAUAUGGAGUAUUUUACAGGAAUGUUUAAUAUUGGGGUGGUGUUGCAUGCUUGUGGAGUGGCAACAGACAUGGUGAUUGAGCUCUGCAUCAAAACACGGGCUUCCUUUGUCACCUGCCCUUGCUGUUACGGUUUCAUUCAGAAUACCUCCAAGUUCAAUUUUCCAAAAAGUGAACAAUUUAAGAAAACUUUAUCAUACAAGGAACACAUGAUUCUGUGCAGAUUCGCAGAUCAGACAGCUGCCCAGCUCCCACCCCAGCGAAGGCUUAUAGGAAAACAGUGCAUGUGCCUGGUGGAUCUGGACCGAGCGAGAGCUGCAGAAGAACAUGGCUACUCCGUUCAAGUGAUAUCCAUGGAGCCAGAGAGCUGCUCUCCCAAAAAUAACAUGAUCGUGGGAGUCCCCAUUUAGAAUGAGACAUUCACAGUUGAUAUUUUGCCAUUUGUCUUCAUGAUGAAAGGCCAGUGGCAUUCAGGAGGUUCUUGGCAUAACUAGGAAACAACAUUAGCCAUCUUGAACCCAUUGUGCUCAGGAAGGAAAGCAGCAGGAAGAUCUUUGAAGAAAAGCUGCCUGCAAAGCAUUGCAAAUGCUUUUAUAACGUGUGAUUAAAAGACCACUGGUUUUCAUAGUGAGAAUCCCCUGACAUCUCAGCUGCCAGCAGAAUGAUACUCUCUAGUUGAGGUUCCAUCACUGGAAUAACAAUUUCCUUCUCAGUUCACAGCUUUUCUGAUCUGGCCAACGUGGUGUUCAAUUCAAAACAAUGUACUUGCAGCCUUUUUAAUCAUUGAGAUAUUCAAGUGGAGACCAAACCUAGACUCA
This is a messenger RNA of Pteronotus mesoamericanus, 2544 nucleotides long. It is a transcript of the gene GSTCD, whose product is annotated as glutathione S-transferase C-terminal domain containing. The record is from RefSeq and is a predicted model, not a curated record. Bases 244 to 2136 code for a protein of 630 amino acids. Gene Ontology annotation, cellular component: cytoplasm. Lineage: Eukaryota; Metazoa; Chordata; Mammalia; Chiroptera; Mormoopidae. The transcript has 12 exons.